Messenger RNA from Rotaria sp. Silwood1, 2244 nucleotides. The record is from the annotation of a GenBank genome assembly. Lineage: Eukaryota; Metazoa; Rotifera; Eurotatoria; Philodinida; Philodinidae.
AUGACAACAUCCGAUGAUGAAGAUCCUCAUAUUCAAAUUACUAAAUUACGUUCAGCUAAUAAACAAGCAGCUGAAUAUGGUUUGGCAUUACUUAGUGAAAAAAGUCAAUUAGAAUUACAAUAUGAAGAACUACAAAAUCAACAUGAAAUACUUAAAUAUGAAUUACAACAAUUAAAAAGUCAACUAAAAAUAAUACAAGCUAAUAAACGUGAAGAAACAUUAAAAGUUGAAACAAAUGAAGAAACAUUAUUAAAUGAAAAACAAACACGUGAAGACUAUUUAAUGAAAGAAAUACAACGUAAUGAAUAUGAAUUACGUUUCUUAAAACAAGAUAAUGAACGUUUACAUAAUGAAAAUGAAAAAAUUCUUUUAAAAUCUCAAGAACUUACUGAACGUAUACACGAAUUAGAUGAAUUACAAGUUAAAUUAAAACAUGAUUUAAAACAAAAUAAACGACAAGAACAAAGACUUAUGGAUGCUAAUACAGAAUUAGAAGAAGAUAAUGUCACAUUACAACAACAGGUACAAAGAUUAAGAGAAAAUCUUAUUGAUUACGAUGGAUUAAAAGUUGAAAAUAAACAAUUACAAGAAAAUAUAGAUGAUUUAUAUCGAAUGAUGAAAGAACUUGAAUCAUUAAAAGCUAUAGCUGAAUCACAAUUAAUUGAAUUACAUAAUAAUCUUCGUGAUGAACGAGAACAAAAACAUAUUUAUAAACAACAAUUAGAUCAUCGAAUACAACAAGAAUCACUUCGUAAUUUAGAUUCAAUCCGUAUGACAUUAAAUGCUGCACAUACAAAUCCAUCGGAUGAUUAUCUACUUACUUGUGAAGAUGAUGAUAUUGAAAAUGAUGAUAUAAGUGAUGUUCCAUCAUCAAAUGAUAUUUUAGAAAAUGAUCAACAACCAGUGGGUAAUUUAUUCAGUGAAAUUCAUGGUAAUGAAAUUCGUAAAUUAGAACUUGAAUGUUUACAAUUAUCACAAAUAAAAUCUUCACUUGAUAAUCAAUUAUUAACAAUAAAUGAAAAAACUAAAAUUCUUUCACAUAAAAUUCAACAUAUGAUUGAAAUUAUUAUUCCAAAUAAAAUUUCAUUAAAUCAAAUAAAUUCCGAUGAUACAAAUAAUCUUUUAAUAACAUCACUUGAUUCAAUUGAACAAAUUGAUAAUAUUAUUAAUAAAAAUCUUCAUUUAUUUAAUGGUGAUCAAGAAUUAUUUAAGAAAAAAUCUGAUGAACAAGAACACACAAUAUUUAAAUUAAAACAAGAUCUUAAUAUUAUGAUGAAACAAUGUAAUGAUACACAAACAAUGCUCAUUAAAACUCAUGAUAAUUUAAUAAAUUUAAGUGAAGAAUUAGAAAAUAUUCAUUCGUAUAUUUUUACAACUACUGGUUUACCGAUUCCAUCAAAUGAUAUUCAAAUAAAAAAACAACAAUUAACUAAUUCAAAUAAUAAAAUUAUUGAUACAGCUAUGAAUGAACAUAUUUUAGAUAUUGUUCAAGAACAAAUUAAACAAUUAAAACAAUCAUUUAAUAAAGUUUUAGAUCAUAUUAAACAUAAAGAACAAUCAUCAACGAAUAUAAUUGUAACAAAUAAUGAUCUACCAAAUGAAACUAAAGAAUUACAAGAUCAAAUUAUCAAACUUCGUUCAUUAUUAACAACAAAACGUGAACAAAUUGGUACAUUACGUACAGUUCUCAAAGCUAAUAAACAAACAGCUGAAAUAGCAUUAGCUAAUUUAAAAUCAAAAUAUGAAAAUGAAAAAUUAAUUGUUACUGAAACAAUGUCAAAAUUACGUAAUGAAUUACAAUCAUUAAAAGAAGAUGCAGCUACAUUUGCAUCAUUACGUGCUAUGUUUGCUGCACGUUGUGAUGAAUAUGCUACACAAUUAAAUGAAUUACAAAGACAAGUUCAUUCAUGUGACGAAGAAAAGAAAACUCUUAAUUCAUUACUUCGUAUGGCUAUUGAACAAAAACUUGCAUUAACACAAAAACUCGAAGAUUUAGAAGUCGAUAAUGAACGAUCAAAUAAUACAUCAAUUGUUUCAAGACGAACAAUAAAUUCAAAUACAACAAAUUCAUUAUCUACUACUUCGGAUAUACCACUUGGAUUAUUAACUCUAGCUUCAAAUAAUCAUAUAAGUGGUAAUCGAAAUAUUACUAAUAAUAAUUCAAUGUCGGAAGUACGACGAGGUAGAUUUAUACCACCACGAGCUCGUCAACAAAGAUCAUUUCCAUCAGGCAACCCUCAAUGA